GGCGGCGUUUCCGGCGGGACGCUUAAGGAGGGACUCAGUUCAGUCCGCCGCCGACGGACGCCCCGCGCCGGCCCGGUUCCGCCAUGAAGUUUCGGGCCAAGAUCGUGGACGCGGCCUGUCUGAACCACUUCACGCACCUCCCUUCACAGCCCGGCCCGUGGGUCCCUCCGCCCCCUGUGCGCAGCUCCGCGCUGCCCUCCCCAGCGCCCGGCUGUGUGCGGAAGGAGGGAAUGCGCCCGCUAGGCGCCAGCUGACCUCCUUACUCCAACACUGGCGCGUGACGCCGACCUGGCGGGGCUGCUAGAGGCUGGCGUGACCUCAGCGGAGUUGCAGGCUACCCCGUGGGUACCGGCGUGAACGUCGUUUCCCCCCGGAAGCUCGCGGCUCAAGCUGGGAGCUCUGCGGGCCAAGGUGGCGGCCUCGUAGUAACUCCUGACUGCAGCCGCUUGCUCUAGGAGUCAGCACCAUGAUAGCCAAGCUUGCCAAAACCUGCACUCUGCGCAUCAGCCCCGACAAGCUGAACUUCGUGCUCUCUGACAAGGUGGCCAGCGGCGGGGUGAGCAUGUGGUGUGAGCUGGAACAGGAGAACUUCUUCAGCGAAUUUCAGAUGGAAGGCGUCUCCGCGGAGAACAACGAGAUCUACCUAGAGCUAACGUCGGAAAACCUGUCUCGAGCCUUGAAGACUGGCCAGAAUGCCAGAGCCCUGAAAGUCAAGCUGACCAACAAGCACUUCCCCUGCCUCACGGUCUCCAUCGAGCUGUUAUCUGUGUCGAGCAGUAGUCGCGUGGUGACACACGACAUCCCCGUGAAGGUUAUUCCAAGAAGGCUGUGGAGGGACCUGCAGGAGCCCACCGUCCCGGCCGCAGACGUUAGUAUUUAUUUACCCGUCUUGAAGACCAUGAAGAGCGUUGUGGAAAAGAUGAAAAACAUUAGCAACCACCUGAUUAUGGAAGCAAACCUAAACGGGGAAUUGAACUUGAGAAUAGAAACCGAGCUAGUGUCUGUCACAACCCACUUUAAAGAUCUGGGAAACCCGCCGCCAGCCUCUGGACACGCCUCUCAGGACCACGACCCAGAACGGAUGACUGAAGUGCACGUCGAUGUCCGGAAGCUGCUGCAGUUCCUCGCCGGGCAGCAGGGGAACCCCUCCAAGGCCACGUGCAAUAUUGUGAGCAACAAGAUGGUGCACUUCGACUUGCUCCACGAGGACGUCUCCCUGCAGUAUUUCAUCCCCGCGCUGUCUUAGCCCCAGCUGACCGGGCCUGGGCUCAGGGACCCUGCUCGGGAGCUGGAGAGGCCGCCGGGGGAUGCGCCCCGAGCCGUCUGGCCCGGUCUUCACAGCGGCAGGACCCUGUGGGCUUCACUGAAUUUCCCCUUGUGUAAUAUAUUACCUAGAACUGAGUUAAUGAAGCACAGUUGUAUAAACAUAUUUCUUCAUAUUA
Molecule: messenger RNA, 1442 nt
Organism: Vicugna pacos (alpaca)
Lineage: Eukaryota; Metazoa; Chordata; Mammalia; Artiodactyla; Camelidae
Source: RefSeq, a predicted model, not a curated record